CCAUCACCCAGGCCAUGAUGGCACAGGCAGAGUCAAACGAUCGCCUAUUCACCUCAAACGAGAUCAAAGAAUACUUGGAACGAAUCGGAUUGGAUCAGCAAGAAAUCAACGCCCUAUCACCGUCAGAAAAACUAAGAACACUCCAUCUCAAUCACAUCCUCAAUGUACCAUUCGAUACCACCUCAAUCCAUCUUCCCGCGAAAUGGUGGAUGAUGGAAUCCACAAACACCGAAGAGCAAGCAAUCACGCUCGACCGCAAGAAUCGAAAGAUAAAUCCGGAACUCGUCUCAGUCUACUGUGAUCAUACUUUCAACAAUAUCAUCAAGGAGCGUCGCGGUGGCUAUUGCUGGAGUUUGAACAGUUGUUUUGCAAGGCUGUUGCUUAGUCUGGGCUACCAAGUAUCGCAGCUCCCAGCGCGAGUAUACAACCAUCGAAACCAAGACCCGAAAGAAGCGGGCUAUUCCUGGACCCCAUUGUGCCACGAAUGUCUAUUGGUCGACACCGGAUCCGCCAAAUUCGUAUGCGACGUUGGCUUUGGAGGCGGCUCUUCCGCUUAUCCUAUCCCCUUUGAAGAAAAUCGCGAAAUCGACACUUUGACUGUUGGUGAAAAAUUCAAACUCGUCAAAGAGAAACCUACCGAUCUCGACACCAGCUCGACAAAUCAAACUGAAGGUUAUACUGUUCAGCGUUGGUGCGGAAAGUGGUGGAGUCCGUGUUAUCACUUCUAUCUUUCACCGAUAGUCUUUAAGGACCUAGCUAUAUUCAACUGGCAUGCGACGAGUCAUCCGGAAGCGCAUUUCCAAACGAGGAUGUUCGUCUCUCUCCUCCAAAAGGAUGGCUCGCGUCGCACUUUGUCUUGCAUCAUCGACGACGACGGCCACCAAAAUCAGAUCAAAUUGCAUACCAGAGAUCAUGUUGGUGCCAGUGAGAGUGAGGUCAGCUAUGUCCAACCAACAUAUGCUGAGCUAUUCAAGACUCUCCAACGCGAAUUUGGCUGGGGUCCAAGUCAGAUCAACACCAAGUAAGAUGGAUCUCGAAGUAAUGCCUACUAUCUCCUUUUGAGCUAUUUCAAUCGAUCUUUUGAGACAUAGCCUCAAACGAUGUGUGUAUCUUUCCUUCCCAGAUAGCCAAUCUAAGUCAUACCCAAAGCAUCCAUAUCUCUCUUGACAUUACUUUUUUACCCGUGGGCUUUCAGAUGUCCACUCUUUCUUGUGUGAUCUUCUUGUACUGACUUGGUUGAUGAAAAAAUAGUCUUACCCAUCCUAUGUCUGUAUAUGAAACUAUUUAUAUGUAGUACAAAUUCUUGCACAUGUCAUCCCAUCAAUAUCCUCAAAAAGUAGCAAUAUCCAAGACUUUGAUUCAUUGUAAGAGCCUCGUACUUUAAAUAUGAAUAGUUUUCAUGGUUUUGCAUUAAAUUGAAUGGUGAAUUUGAGUCUCAUUGCUAGGUU
This is a messenger RNA of Puccinia graminis f. sp. tritici CRL 75-36-700-3, 1448 nucleotides long. RefSeq lists its product as uncharacterized. The coding region runs from base 15 to 1025 and encodes 336 amino acids. NCBI's taxonomy places the organism in Eukaryota, Fungi, Basidiomycota, Pucciniomycetes, Pucciniales, Pucciniaceae. The record is from RefSeq and is a predicted model, not a curated record. Gene Ontology annotation, molecular function: acetyltransferase activity. The transcript has 3 exons.